AUUUUGGGCUUGAGGGAGACAUAUCUUAGGGCUCCACAGGACUGAAAGGUUCUUGGAAAUCACUGUCUAAUAGUUUUUAGGUGGAUAUGCCUAGAGAUACAAAGAGGAUGGGUCCACUUUCUCUACUGUUGCUUCUGGCCACUGUGAUCCACCAAUCUACAGGACUGAAUUUCACACUUUAUAGCAAUUUAUCCCCUACAAAAGAAAUGCAGAAGAAGAUUCUUGAACACCACAAUAAUAUAAGAAGAUCGGUGAUCCCACCAGCUAGCAAUAUGCUGAAAAUGGAAUGGAAUAAUGAAGCAGCUGCAAAUGCUCAGAGGUGGGCAAAUAAAUGCACAACAGAAGCUAGUGGAAUUAAUAAUAGAUCUAUUGAUGAUAUGGUAUGUGGUGAAAACAUAUUUGCAGCAAGCUUUCCUGCCUCCUGGGAUGAUGCCAUCCUUGUUUGGGAACUACAGAAAAAGAAUUUUACUUACGGAGUAGGGGCCAUCAAUGAAAAUCACCAUUAUCUUUCUUAUACUCAAAUGAUCUGGUAUAAAACUUAUAAAAUUGGAUGCGGUGUUUCCUAUUGCCCCCAAAAUGCAUAUAAGUACAUUUAUGUGUGCCAAUACUGUCCAGCAGGGAAUGAAGUCAUUUCAUUAGCAACACCCUAUAAGAAAGGUGACAGAUGUGGUGAUUGCCUUCAUUCUUGUCAAAAUGGACUGUGUACCAACCCUUGUCAGUAUGAAGAUAAAUAUUCAAAUUGCCAAGACUUGAAAGAUCAUCUUACCUGUGACUUCACAGAGGUCAAGCUUCACUGUAAAGCUACGUGCAGGUGUACCAGUGAAAUAAAAUAG
This is a messenger RNA of Dromiciops gliroides (monito del monte), 833 nucleotides long. RefSeq names its product cysteine-rich venom protein-like. The coding region runs from base 87 to 833 and encodes 248 amino acids. Lineage: Eukaryota; Metazoa; Chordata; Mammalia; Microbiotheria; Microbiotheriidae. The record is from RefSeq and is a predicted model, not a curated record. The transcript is spliced from 8 exons.